GUUUUUUAAAAAUUUUUUGCCAGUCCAUCAAACAGUGAAAAACCCUAACCCCUAAUUAUAUAUAUUUGGGAAGCUUUCUUUUAUCAAUCUGCUUCUUCUGGUGGUCUGCUGCUCACUCUCCUCUUCACCAAAAUGCAAAUGGCUUCAGAGAAGAAGCUGGCAAACACCAUGAGGGAGAUCAAAGUCCAGAAGCUUGUCCUCAAUAUCUCCGUCGGCGAAAGCGGUGACCGUCUUACCAGAGCUGCCAAGGUUUUGGAGCAACUGAGUGGCCAAAGUCCAGUCUUUUCCAAAGCUCGCUACACGGUUCGAUCGUUCGGGAUCAGGCGUAAUGAGAAGAUUGCUUGUUAUGUGACGGUGAGGGGCGAGAAGGCUAUGCAGCUUCUUGAGAGUGGCUUGAAAGUUAAGGAGUAUGAGCUUUUGAGGAGGAACUUCAGUGACUCUGGCUGCUUCGGCUUCGGCAUUCAGGAGCAUAUUGAUCUCGGAAUCAAGUAUGACCCUUCGACUGGAAUCUACGGCAUGGACUUCUAUGUUGUUUUGGAACGCCCAGGGUACCGUGUCGGUCGUCGUCGGAGAUGCAAGUCCACUGUUGGCAUUCAACAUAGGGUUACAAAAGAGGAUGCAAUGAAAUGGUUCCAGGUUAAAUAUGAAGGAGUCAUCCUGAACAAGUCUCAAGCCAUUACAGCUUAGAUUGAUCUUAUUCAACAUUGUAUUUGUUCUUAUUUUAGAAACCGAAUUUACUUAACAUGUUUUUUUGUGCCAGGAAAGUGUUUCCUUAAAAGAGAUUUACCAGUCGGUUUAAAGUGUUCCUGUUAUUAAUUUUAUUCUUGAUGGUUUUCCUUGA
This is a messenger RNA of Ziziphus jujuba (common jujube), 841 nucleotides long. Its product is annotated as large ribosomal subunit protein uL5. The transcript has 4 exons. The record is from RefSeq and is a predicted model, not a curated record. The coding region runs from base 133 to 687 and encodes 184 amino acids. Gene Ontology annotation, molecular function: RNA binding; structural constituent of ribosome. Gene Ontology annotation, cellular component: cytosolic large ribosomal subunit; ribosome. Gene Ontology annotation, biological process: translation. NCBI's taxonomy places the organism in Eukaryota, Viridiplantae, Streptophyta, Magnoliopsida, Rosales, Rhamnaceae.